Messenger RNA from Sycon ciliatum, 1460 nucleotides. RefSeq names its product coadhesin-like. NCBI's taxonomy places the organism in Eukaryota, Metazoa, Porifera, Calcarea, Leucosolenida, Sycettidae. The transcript is spliced from 6 exons. Bases 1 to 867 code for a protein of 288 amino acids. The record is from RefSeq and is a predicted model, not a curated record.
AUGGCUUGCUUUCAUGGUGGCUGGAGUGACUGGAGCGAGUUUGGUGACUGCAUUGGUGACUGUGGUGAAGGUGCCAAGGAGUCGACGCGAACUUGCACCAAGCCAAGACCAGCACAUGGUGGUAGACUGUGCGAUGGACCAAGCACGCGAACAGCACCCUGCCCGUUGAGGGAAUGUCCAAGUGGUAGCAAUGGCUGGGGACCGUGGGGCCAGUUUGGACCGUGCAGUGCUGCGUGUGGUGCUGGAGGAAAGAUACGAGAGAGGCCAUGCCUGAAGAAACGUGCCGACAACAGCUACAGUUGUGUUGGUCCUUUCCGAGAGGAGCAUUACUGCAUGGGAGAGUGCCAGAGUGGACAGAUUGACUGCUCUGCAGUGGUGAAACCUGCCGGUGAUAAUGCUGGCUCUGCAUCUGGUGAGGAAGGCUCUGGUAGUGGCAAUGAUGCUGAUGGCAGCGGCAACCGUAAAAGGAGAAGUGCGCACAGUGGCUACUCACAGUGUUGCAUUGCCAACGACCUCGCUUACGACGGGAAGGGGAAAUGCUGCCCAUUGGCGUGUCCAAUAGAUGAUGACGAUUGUGAACUGGAGAGCAGCGCAUCUGGAGAACUUGGAUCGGGUGCCAGUGGCAGUGGAGACGGUGGCUCGGGCCAAGAUGGCUCAAGACGCCGCAGACGCUCUGCUGGAGGUUGUCGUCCGAUCAAGGACUGGAAGAGCCGCAGCAAGCGCAGCGCCGAUCUACACGAAAUGUUGCGGGAGAGAAGGACAAAAUUACCGGGGCACCCAGUCACUAUAGAGCGUACUAAGCGGCACCCGGAGAGUGUGGAUGAGGAGUUUGAGGAUGACGAUUACUUCGUAGCCAACACACACUGAGCCACAUCUGCCAAGAAGCACCAUACCCCUGCCACUGAGGACUCCAUUCUUGACUGCAUCCAGUUCCCAAGGCCUUUCUAGUCCUAGCUGUAGAUUCAUCGAGUCAGCUUGUUUCAAUCCUUUGGGAAACAUUAUCACCUACAGCAGUCUGGUGCAAGUGCUCUACUGGAUUCAGUUGUGGGGCAAACAGUUAGCAUACAGACUCCUUCCACCACGACCAUAGUAUGUACUUGACCAGAACCGAGCAACACAUUUCACUCACCAUGUAUAUACACAAAACAUUGUACUUAUACAUGCGAGUGUAUGCGUGUUUGUGUUCAUGCUCGUACAAAUCCUAUCUGGCUGCUUUCGCAGGAAUCAUCUUAUGACUAGUUCUUCAACAAAUUGCUCAUUAUGCCUCUGAAAGUGGAUACUGGCAGAAAGAAACAAUAUCUUCCUUAUUUUAUCUCUCACAGCAUAAUUUUGUGUUUAUGGAAGCCUAUUAGGAACUUGAAUAUUCUACUCUACUACUAUUCUAUUCUAUAAGUUUGUAUAACUAUUCUUCAGUUCCAAUGUUGUAAGAAGCACCAGCAACUAUACCCAUUGCCCAAUCA